Aspergillus affinis is the source of this 2760-nucleotide messenger RNA. RefSeq names its product putative C6 transcription factor (War1). The record is from RefSeq and is a predicted model, not a curated record. Lineage: Eukaryota; Fungi; Ascomycota; Eurotiomycetes; Eurotiales; Aspergillaceae. Gene Ontology annotation, molecular function: transcription cis-regulatory region binding; DNA-binding transcription factor activity, RNA polymerase II-specific; zinc ion binding. Bases 1 to 2760 code for a protein of 919 amino acids. The transcript is spliced from 3 exons. Gene Ontology annotation, cellular component: nucleus. Gene Ontology annotation, biological process: regulation of DNA-templated transcription.
AUGGAGAUCGACCCGCGCCUGCGCGCCGCCUCGGACGGUCACUCUGAUGCACCCGCCCUGUCGCAACAGUCGCUUCCUCAUCCCCAUCCCCGUGCCUAUGUUUCUGCCGCCGCCGCCGCUCCCUCCCCGCCCACUAGACAUGCCGACCUCAGCGCCUCCUCGUCCCGCACGACUAGCGAAUACCCCGACCCGCCGUCCCACUUCUCCGGCGAACAUGUCCAUUCCGCCGCCGCGUCGGCGACGACCAAUGAUGUGAGCUACUACGGCGCGUCGUCUGCCCACUCGUUAUACCAGGGAGGAGGCCCGGGGUCCGGGCCUGCGGCGGAGGUGCUCGACCCGAACGAUCCGUAUGCCGAUUUGAAGCGUCCGCGCGCUUGCGAGGCUUGUCGGCAGCUGAAGGUCCGGUGUGAGCCGGACAUGAAUAAUCCGGAUGGUUCGUGUAAGCGGUGCGCGAAGGCGAGACGGUCUUGUGUUGUCAUGGUGCCGACUCGGAAGCGCCAGAAGAAGGCGGAUAGUCGGGUUGCGGAGUUGGAGAGAAAGAUUGAUGCUUUGACGGCUAGUUUGCAGGCGUCGCAUGGGCAGGAUCCCUUGCAACAGCAACAACAGCAGCAGCAGCAAGUGCCCGUGACGCCGGUGGAAUUGCCGCGCGAGGAACAUGCGGGGAGGAGGUGGUUGGGUCCGACGACGCAGGUGGCUGGUUCGUCGGCGGAGGAUCCGCAUGUGGGUUUGUCUGGGACGAAACGGCAUUACGGCGGGGAGGUCAAGAAUGCACGGAAUGAGCCGAUUCUCGGACAUGGAAAUACGAGCCCUGGUUCGGAUCAUGGAGACGGUGGGAGGACAUGGCGAUCUCCGUCGAAGCCGGUGUCUAGGUCGGAGCCGAGCGACUUCGUGGAUGUGAUCGACCGGGGUCUCGUGAGUGUGGAAGUCGCCUCGGAGGCGUUCAAUCGAUUUGUCAACCAGAUGGCCAACAGCAUUCCGAUGGUCGUCUUUCCCCCAGGCACCACCAUGACGGACGUGCGCCGGUCUAAACCACUCCUUCUCCACGCUAUCAUUGCUGCCGCCAUCGGUCCCAUCCAGCCCGAUUUGCACCUGCCCCUGGUCAACGACUUCUACAAAGUCAUCGCAGACCGUAUCAUCGUGCGCGGCGAGAAGUCUCUCGAAAUCAUGCAGGGGUUGCUCGUCACUUGCAAUUGGUACGCCCCGCCGGAUAACUUCGAAGAGUUGAAAUUCUACCAGCUCAGCCAUCUGGCCCUGACGGUCGGGAUUGAUAUCGGCAUGUAUCGGAAGCUUGGGGCGCGGAAUAAACAUUUUAGUCUGGUUAAGGAUCUGAUGCAGAAGAAGACGCCAGGUCAGGAUCCGGAUUCGCCUGAGGCGAGGCGUGCUUGGUUAGGUUGUUAUUUUGUUGCUGUGCAGUAUGCCCCCUCUUCUGUGUGGUUAAGCUCGUACAUGGAUGAGUGUGUGGAGGUUCUCGAGAAAUCGCCCGACGCUUUGCCAACGGAUAAAGUGAUGGCCCACUGGGCUAAGCUGGCACAUAUCAUCGAGGAGAUUAAUAUGCAGUUUGUGGGCGAUGAAACGACGGCUAAUGUUGCCUUUGUCGACCCGAAAUUCCAGUACACGCUCAAGGUUUUCGAAAAGCAGCUAGAGCAGUGGCGCAGGGAAGCGCGGCCGUAUGAUUCUCCCAUGCUCAAACAAGCGGAAUGUAUUGUCGAUCUCUACAUGCAUGAAGGGGCCAUGCACAUGGAAGUUAACGACGAGCCGAAAGCGGAAGACUAUUCGAGUCCUACCAGUGCAGCUCACAUGAACGCGCUGAGUAUCUGUCUCACUGCUAUCCAUCAGGCGUUGGAUACGAUUUGUGCCAUCGAUGGGAAAGAUCUCAUCGCGUUACCUGUGGUUGCGCUGGCUCGCACGUCUUUCGCCGUCGUGGCUCUCAUCAAGUUGUUUUCGUUGGUGUCCGCUCCAGAGACACGCAUCGGACAGGUCAUCGACCCGUCUAGUCUGCGGGUGGAAUAUUACAUCGACAAGGUGAUUCAACAUUAUCACCAUGCCGGUGAGCUUCCGGGCGGCCGCACUCCGAAUAAAUUCUGCGUGGUCCUCCGCAUGCUUCGCAGCUGGUUUGCGAAGCGAAAGGACCAAAUAUCCGCUCUUCAGGAAGGGUUGGGCGGGAAACGCAACGUUGUGUUUUCGCAAGAUGAGCCGGACAACGAACAGAACCAACCCUCUAAACCCGGCACUACGCCCCUUCAUCUGCUCAGCGAAGUCGCUAUGGGUGAACCGAAGAACCACGCCCAUCUCUCCUACGGCAGAGGCCAAACCCCAUACACCCCUCAAACAACUGAUUCCCUCAAUCAGACUCAAUCAUCUACUCUCCUCUCACACACUCCCCAAUCUCUCGACCCCUCCACAACUACUACAACUACCUCCUCCGACCCCUGGACCCAAUACCCCUCCACCACACCCAGACAAUACUACAGUAACCCCCCUUUCACCUCUCCAUACCAAGACCUUCCUCCCUCCGCAUCAUCAACCUAUCCCGAUCCUAACACCCAAAACCCUCACAAUCCUAAUAAUCUCGACCUUUCUGGAACUGGACCUGGUGUCUCGAGUGCAACACCUACUCCGGGCUUCUUUUUGCCGGAAUUGGGUCUCCAGGUCGGUGGCGAUCCGGAUAAUUUGUUCGCGUUGGAGAACAUGUUUGGGUAUGGGGUGUUGAAUUUUCCGGCUGAUCUUGGUGGGGGUGGGGAGGGAAUGGGGUUUUAUUGA